Molecule: messenger RNA, 603 nt
Organism: Ramularia collo-cygni
Lineage: Eukaryota; Fungi; Ascomycota; Dothideomycetes; Mycosphaerellales; Mycosphaerellaceae
Exons: 2
Coding region: 1-603 (200 amino acids)
Biological process (GO): mRNA 5'-splice site recognition; mRNA splicing, via spliceosome; spliceosomal snRNP assembly
Cellular component (GO): U1 snRNP; nucleus
Molecular function (GO): pre-mRNA 5'-splice site binding; zinc ion binding
Source: RefSeq, a predicted model, not a curated record
AUGCCGAAGUUCUUCUGCGACUACUGCGAUGUCUACCUCACCCACGAUUCGAUGAGCGUCCGUAAAGCUCACAACAGCGGUCGCAACCACUUGCGCAACGUUGUGGAAUACUACCAGGCGAUCGGACACGAAAAGGCGCAAGCAGUAAUAGAUGGGAUCACAAAUAGCUAUGCAGCAGAAGGACAAGCUAUGCCAAGUGCUCCAGGCCUAAAUUUUGGUGCUCCUGGCAGCGCUCCAUUUCCUCCACCAAAUGGCAUGCCACCGGGUUUCCCUCCCAUGCCGGGUAUGGCGGGUGCGAUGCCCCCGGGGAUGCCCCCAAUGCCUCCGGGCUUUCCACCAAUGAUGGGUGGGCGAGGAAUGCCACCGCUACCUCCCGGUUUCCCUGCGCCUCCUGCAGGCUUUCCCCCAGGUUUUGCCCCUCCUGGUAUGCCAGCUUUUCCACCGAACGGAGCUCCUGGACAUGCGGGCUCACCACCUGGAGGAAUGCCUUUUCCGCCUCCUGGUAUGCCUCCGGGAUUUCCCCCUGGCCCAAGCCCGGGUCCAGGUCAACAUCAGUUCCCUCCUCGUCCUAGUGGUGGUUACGGCGGUCCGCCAGGUCAUUAG